Messenger RNA from Eptesicus fuscus (big brown bat), 1153 nucleotides. It is a transcript of the gene MRPL9, whose product is annotated as mitochondrial ribosomal protein L9. The record is from RefSeq and is a predicted model, not a curated record. NCBI's taxonomy places the organism in Eukaryota, Metazoa, Chordata, Mammalia, Chiroptera, Vespertilionidae. The transcript is spliced from 7 exons. Gene Ontology annotation, biological process: translation. The coding region runs from base 53 to 844 and encodes 263 amino acids. Gene Ontology annotation, cellular component: ribosome; mitochondrion. Gene Ontology annotation, molecular function: structural constituent of ribosome.
GCCUUCCUUGCGCAGGCGCGGGCCGCCUCCUGGCCCCCUCCGCGCCGGGAACAUGGCGCUCCCCGGCCGGGCUCUGCUGCGCGUGGCCGCUGAGCAGCUACUGCGAGGACGAGUCGGGGUGCUGCUCCGGCCGCAACUCGAAGCGGGAACCCCCGGCCUGGAGCGCGGCUUCAGCCUCUCUCACAACCGGGGCACGGUCAUCGUGGAGCGCUGGUGGAAGGUGCCGCUGGCCGGCUUGUGUCGGAAGCCGCGCCUGCACCGGCGGCACCGCGUCUACAGGCUGGUGGAGGACACGAAGCACCGGCCCAAAGACAACCUGGAGCUCAUCCUCACGCAGUCGGUGGAGGAGCUUGGAGUGCGGGGUGACUUGGUUUCAGUGAAGAAAUCUGUGGGCCGUAACAAGCUUCUUCCUCAAGGACUGGCUGUAUAUGCAUCCCCUGAAAACAAGAAGUUGUUUGAAGAGGAGAAAUUGCUAAGAAAAGAAGGAAAGUUAGAAAAGAUCCAGACCAAGGCUGGUGAGGCGACAGUGAAAUUUCUGAAAAGCUGUCACCUGGAAGUGGGGAUGAAGAACAAUGUCAAAUGGGAGCUAAACCCUGAAAUAGUUGCCCGCCAUUUUCUAAAAAAUCUUGGUGUUGUGGUAGCCCCACAUGCAUUAAAGUUACCAGAAGGGCCCAUCACACGAUGGGGCGAGUAUUGGUGUGAGGUGACGGUAAAUGGGCUUGACACUAUCAGGGUACCUAUGUCUGUGGUGAACUUUGAGAAACCCAAGACAAAAAGAUACAAGUACUGGUUGGCCCAGCAAGCUGCCAAGGAAACGGCCCCCACCAGCUCCCAGACGAUCUGAACCUCCUCUCCCUCAAAAGUGGUGAAGCAGAAUCUGAGGCACAGUGGAGCAAAGAUGAGCCAGCUCUGACCAAAUAAGGAAUUUGAGACCAUAUGGGGACAUCGGACUAAACUGCAUAUAUAUGUUGAAUUCUGCAUAUUUGUCAUCUCCAUCUUCGACUGUUAUCACAUCUCGCCUUAUUGGGGCAGUCCUGCUCAAGAAGUACCAAGUUGUAGAUAUGAUAAGGUAAAUAUUCAUAAAUCAAAAACAGUCUAGAUCCUAUUUCCUCUUCCUCCAUUGGAAUUCAUUGGAAUAAAUGGAAGAGCUAGC